AUGACGAUCUGCUCCCCCGGCGCCGCCCCCUCUCGCUUUAUCACCGAGCGGAGGGCUACUGCCCCGGGACACUGCCGGGGAAACCAAAAAGGAGAAAAAAAAAAAGCUGAGAAAGAUCAAAAACCGGCUCCGCAAGUCCCAGAGGCGACUUCUCCCCCCCCCCCCCCCCUCCCCCGGGCCGCAUUCCCCAAACUGCACGGCACAGGCGCGGAGAGGAGCCGGGCAAAGGGCUUGGGGGGGCGGGGGGUCCCGUCACCCCAUAGCCGAGUGGGGGGGUCCCGUCACCCCAUAGCCGAGUUGGGGGGGGGGUCCUGUCACCCACCCCUGAGCCGGCUGGGGGGGGUGUCACCCCCCCGAGCCCGGCGCCCCGUCCUGCUGCGGGAGGGGAGGCCGAGCCCACCUCUCUUCCUUCCUUCCCCCUUCCCUCCUUCCCCCUUCCUUCCUUCUCCUUCCCUCCUUUCCCCUUCCCUCCUUCCCCUUCCCUCCUUUCCCCUUCCCUCCUUCCCGCUUCCCUCCUUCCCCCCCCCCCCCCCCCCAGCCGCCGAGCCCUGGUCAGUUUCAGCUCCGCCUGAUGGACCUAGUAUAACCAAAUCCACGUCGGUGAGCUGUAAACCUGGGAAUGAUGUACCAAUACAUCCAGCCGCCCUACAGACGCGGAGGCACAGCGUACCCGCACGGACGUGGCUCUGCAGACAGACGGACAGACGGACGUGCGGGUCCAAGGUGUCGAGGGAAGAAAAAAAGAAAGAACCGAACAAAAACCCCAGCCCAGACGCACCCCCUGGCUCCCCGAGAGCGGGGAGCUCUUCCUCCCUGCCCAGCACCUUCCUCCUCGUCGCUCAGAGGGUCCCACGCAGAAAGGCGCAGGGCAGGGGGCUCAGGCACCCGGGGGCUGCUGCGGGGAGACCCUCCCGUCCCCACGGCACACGCCGCGUGUGGGGACAGCAGAGGAACCGCGGCCUCCCCGCUUCUGCAAGAGCCCCCCCCACGCACACACGCGUGGAAACGGGGGUCGGUGCCUGCUCUGGGGGUGAACCCCGGGCCGACCCCUCCCAAAAGCAGACGGGACGGGCAGGAGGGAGCUGCCAGCCCCCCGCCCGCUGCCCCCGGUGCCGGGGACCUCCGAGGACCGGGGGGGUCGGGGGCGGAGGACGUGGGGCCGGAUUUUGCGCGUGGGGGUGAGUAACCCCCGCUGCUCCGUUGCUCGUCCCCAAAACCUUGCAGCGGGCAAAGGGGAGUGGAAGGGAGGGGAGAUUUUCCACCUUUGCAUCUCACUCGUGGCUAUCAGGAGCUUUACACCGAGGGAGGCUGCAGCCCCAGCCUCCCCCCUCCGCCUGCAACGCGGUGGCAAAGAUCGGGUGCGAGUCGCCCGCGGGUUUUCCCAAACCCACUCGGGCCGGGCGAGCCGCCGCGAGGCCCCGGGGAUGGGCCCGGCCGCGGCCGGAGCGCUCCGGGCGGCAGCGCUCAGCUCGGCAGCGGCAAACGGGUCCUUCGCAGCGGGGUUGGCCUCUCUCCUCCUUCCCCUGCUUGGCCCCCAGCCCCACGGCUCAAAAAUCGUGUAUAUUUAAAAAAGAAAUACCCUCCUUCCCUCCCUGCAAAGCCCUCCGGGAGCCUUCCGGGGGGCGAAAGCGCCUUUCCCUGCCGGCGGAUCUGCUCGCAAGGAAAAUUCCCCGCGAUUUGGCGAUUUGAUGGGUUUUUAUUUUUAUUUAUUUUUUUUCCCACGAUUUAUGCCCUAUCGCUGGAAGGGUCGGUGUUAAUUCUCCAAAGCCCCCCCCGGGGGGGGGGGGGUCCCAGCAGAGCGAGGCGAGCCCGGGGGCAUCGCCCGGGACAAGGCGCCCGCAGCAGCCCCGUCGCUUUGGGUCGAGUUUACCCCAAAUCCAGCAAUCACCGCAGGCACGGAAAACUCCCGCGGGUACAAGCCAGAAACGGUUUGCUCCCAGGGGACACAACGAAGAGCCCCUGGUGGGCACCAGCCCCCUGCAGCCCCCAGUCCCCCCCCCCCGGGACCCCCCCCCCGGGGCAGCAUCCGAGCCCGGCCCGGGCUGCGCGGCUGGCGGCGGGGAGCCCGCACACGCCGGCGGCGCCGCUUUCCGAUGGAAACGCGGCUUAAUAACCGGGGCUGAAAAUUGAUCACUUAAAAAAAAAAAAGAAAGAAAGAAAGAAAGAAAGAAAAAAAUACACUCCUAGUGCUGGAGGGAUUUUUUUUUUCCUUUUCUGCUGACGUUGGGAGUUCGCUAUCUGCGCUUCUAGAGUGACUCUCGCUGAGGUGAAAGGUAACGCGAUCGCCUCCCAAUUCUAUCUUUAGAAAACACAUUCAAUUAAGGUAAUAACUUAAAGCUCAUUAGAGCGGCGAAGGGAGCCUUCCCGCAGCGAAACACCAAUGGAAAGAGACCGUCGGUGCUGCCCCCCCCCCCC
Dromaius novaehollandiae (emu) is the source of this 2415-nucleotide messenger RNA. RefSeq lists its product as uncharacterized. The transcript has 4 exons. NCBI's taxonomy places the organism in Eukaryota, Metazoa, Chordata, Aves, Casuariiformes, Dromaiidae. Bases 1 to 1182 code for a protein of 393 amino acids. The record is from RefSeq and is a predicted model, not a curated record.